Myzus persicae (green peach aphid) is the source of this 2606-nucleotide messenger RNA. RefSeq lists its product as uncharacterized. The record is from RefSeq and is a predicted model, not a curated record. The transcript is spliced from 2 exons. The coding region runs from base 228 to 1331 and encodes 367 amino acids. Lineage: Eukaryota; Metazoa; Arthropoda; Insecta; Hemiptera; Aphididae.
UCCUACAUAAGCGUCAUAAGCGCAAACCUGACAGUAGCUGUCACACGUUCUUUAAUGGCUUGUGUAUAGACGAUACCUACGUUUAUACAACUACGUGAUUAAUUAUUUCUGAAACCAUUAGUAUUAAUACUGUUUAUUAUUACUGCACCAUUGGUGCCACAGUGAAUAUUUGUUGUGCUCAGUGAACAUUGUUUAAUAAUUUUUUUCUAAACUAUAAAGUGUUAAUAAUGGAUUUCUUAGCUCCUGCAACCGUAAACAUUGGUGAUAUAUGCGAGGAAACUAUUGACAAGUUAACGAUUGAUGAUGUGCCGCCAAUGUUGGACACCACUACGCCGUCUUCCAGCCAUACAACAACAGUGUUGGACAGUUUCACCGGUAUUCGCUACAAAAUACCUUUCACCAAGAACAUACAAUAUCAAUACAGAUCAUCGAAAACCACUCCGGAAGAUGACCUGGAAGAGAUAAAACAUCAACGACAGCUGUACGUGCGUAAAAAUUUAAAUUCCGACCAAGCGGCCGUUUUCGAUUGCGUCAAAGAAAAUCCCAACAAAAUCAUAGUUGUACAAGGCGAUCCGGGCACUGGAAAAACGUUCACCAUGCUGACGUUAGCCAAUCAUAUGUUCGAUACGUCGAUACCUCCAAAUGUCGUUAUAUACAAACGCGAUCUUGUGCACAUGUAUAGAUUUUCGGCCAACGGUUACACUGUCGCACAGUUCAUAAUGCGCGUGUUCCGAUUAAGUAUGGUGGAUUAUGAAAGGCUCGAACAAGAAUUGAGCAUGCCCAUGAGUGUCGAACAUUUCUUAAACGCUAUAGUAAAUUUAAUACGAUGUCUGAUUGUAGACCCGGGCGAGGACGAUUUCAGACAUCCGUUGCUCAUACUGGACGAGUACACUGUCAUCUCAAAACCGUUUCUAUUGAUAAUAAUGAUUACUUUGUAUAGAUACCGUAUCGGAGCUGUGAUCUGUGGGAACAAAAAUCAAAUAGAAAACAUACAUAAUUCAACGCAUGCAGGACAGUGUUCGGCGUACGAUAUCGUCUCGGCUUUUUCCACCAUAACUUUCAAUCUUUCACGGAACGAUCGGUGUUCAGACACGUCUUACAACGAAAAAGUAAAUUUUAUUGGUACACUUUCUAACGACAACGUUCUCGACGCUUGGGGUUACGCUCUUGUGAGUGCGAUGUUCUACCAAAAUAUAAUAAAAUCUCUAGAACUAUCGGACACUAUUAUCGCGAAAUAUCCCAGUGAUCUCACUGAACAACUGAAUUUGUUGGUGACGGAGAAAAUUGUACCAACGUCCUAUUGGUAUAUUAUCAAAAACAGUGUAAACUAAUUGCACAUGCGUAAUUCAGAAUAUUGUUUACCAUACCCAACGGUGCAGUAUUACAAAGCCUUAACUGCUAUUGCGAAUGGCAAUACUGGUGUGUCAGAAGAAUAUAAAAAAUGGUAUCCCGGAAAAUACUUGACUUUUUUACCAUUAAUUAUCGGAAACGCUUAUUUCUUACAUAAAUUUAGUGAACGUACGUUGUGCACUCUAAAAACCCUUGAAUUAUCAACAGACGGUCAAAUCCAAUGCGUCAUAGUAGAGAUUUCUAAGACCAAAGAAUUAAAAAGAAUCCUAAGAUGUAUAUGUACUGAGGCGGUGUUUGAAAAACAUGCAAUGUACUUGUUGAAGACCGGAUUCGAGAUUUGUGGUGAUUUAUUCAAUUUUCCACUGUAUCCGGCUUUCAGUAUGUCGAUAUACAUGAGCCAGGGGCGGACAAUACCGUACAGAGUUUCUUUCAUAUUUACCAAGUCCACGUACCGGGAUUUAUACGUAGCCAUUUCUCGAGUGACGUCCUCGGAGAACAUCAACAGAGUAGCCAUACCACAACCCAUACAAUAUCUCGUGUCUACAGUGCUGAAUUUUGAUGUUACUGAUUUGAAACCGUUGACUUUAGAUAAAAUAAAAGAAAAAAUGAUAAAUGGUAACUAUACGUUUUACGAUGUACCUCCUCAAACUCAGGAUGUUUUGCACACGUCUAUACAUUCGCUGACCCUAGACACGGUCAAUGAACGUUUAGCGGCACGGGAACAAUUAAAACAUUUAGUACAUACGAAAAAGAUACCAACAACCAUACUAAAACAAAAAAUAAACAAAACCGAUGAUUCCACAUUAUCGUUUCUAUUGAAAAUUAAAAAUACUGUAACAAGUUUAGCAACACUCAGCCCACUGGAAAGCUGUGUAUGGAUUCAUGAAUUUUUACGUGAACCCAACUUUCCGGAAUCCAUGCACAGCAGAGAAAAUUCCAUUUUCUCAAAACAUCUUACAUUCUUGAAUACUGUAUGUAAUCUGGAGUCCGUGUCUAAUACCUUUGAACGGGACGAAGACUUUGAAAGUUUUAUGCAAAAAACAUCAGAAUAAAUAAACCCGUUACAUUUAAAAACAGAACAAGGCUUGCAAGAAGAAUGGGUACAAUUGAACAAAGACUUUAAAAACGAAUACAGUGUUAAAUGUGCACAAGACGUGUUCAUAUAUCAAUUGGCACGUCGAGAUCGAAAUACGAAAGACAUCAUAUAUACGUUGUUGAAAGAAAGGUUGAAGACCAUAAACGAUAACAUGAAAAAA